UAGCAGCCCUUUGCGUUAUGCAACAGUGUGGCUUGGAGGCUGGUCUUCUCUCUUUCCACCCCCCCCAACCUUACCGCUUGCAAGGAGCUCUUUUUUCAUCCUCCUCUGCCAACCUCGUGUCCCCCCACCGCACACUACCACCCCCCCACACACCUCCGCACGGCUUCUGAACUUUCGUCCGAGAGAGCUGGCGAUUUCGGGAGAGGAGCCGAGAGUUUGAAAGGCUCGCGCACACGGGGGGAAGAAAAGAGCGGUAUGCCUUUUGCUCGAGAUGUUGGAGAAAGACCCGCGAGCCGCGAGGGCCAGCCGGCGAAUUGGGAAACCGGCCAGGCCGUGUCACGCCAAGGGAGGCGCCUUCCGAUGUCCCCUUUUGGAUGUGGCGCUAGCUCGUCAGGCAGGUGAAUUGGUUUGAGCGGCAGCAGGGCUUCGCUUUUCCUGCUCCUCCCCCUCCCCCUCCAAGUUUUCCUUUUAAGAUAACCUUUUCUCUCGCUUCGCUGCAUGGAGACACGGCGCGGUGGGAGCUUCUCCCGGAAGUAAUGGAUCCCAAUAACCCGUCGGACCAAGAGGACGACUCUCGGGAGUCCCCACCAGAGAGGACAGGGCAGCGGUGUGGUCUGCCCAGCGGGGGGGCAGAGAAGAACCCCAGCAUGGAGCCGGCUGCCACGACACCGUUUCGUGUCACGGGGUUCCUGAGCCGGCGCCUUAAAGGCUCCAUCAAAAGGACAAAGAGCCAACCCAAGCUCGACAGGAACAGCAGCUUCCGGCACAUUCUACCUGGCUUCAAGAACGUGGACAAUGAAAGAUCCCAUCUAAUGCCCAGGCUGAAGGAAUCUCGCUCCCACGAGUCACUGCUCAGUCCAAGUAGCGCUGUGGAGGCCCUGGAUCUCAGCAUGGAGGAAGAAGUGGUCAUUAAGCCUGUUCAUAGCAGCAUCCUGGGGGCAGGAUUUCUGCUUCGAGGAUUUCUGCCUGCUCUUUCCACCCACAAGCUCGCCCUGACUUAUGAGGACACAGCAGCCACUAGCCUUCCCUCCCAUCCCGGCCUCCUGCUGCCCCCUGCCACCUCCAGAGAUCCCAUCUAA
Messenger RNA from Podarcis muralis (Common wall lizard), 1079 nucleotides. The record is from RefSeq and is a predicted model, not a curated record. Lineage: Eukaryota; Metazoa; Chordata; Lepidosauria; Squamata; Lacertidae.